AUGGCUAACCUUGUUCUAAUACUUGUGAAUCUGAUAGCUCUGCCAGCAUUACUAGUGUUUGUCGUCAUAAUAAAUCCCUCCUCCCAUGCCGAUGCAGUGUUCGUGAGCAUCGACUGUGGCUUUACAGGUUCCUCUACUUACAAAGAUGAAAACUCAAUAGUAUGGACCGGGGACGAAGCUUACAUUCAUAGUAAGCAUGAGUCUCAAGUGUUCAAUGAGUACUAUAGCAGCAACACGCCAGUUGAUUGGACCAGCACUGUAAGAGUGUUCCCAACUUUGAAGAAAAACUGUUACACCAUCCCAAUUGGCAAAUCUGGGGAGAGACUUCUUGUUCGAGCAAGUUUCCGUUAUUGGGAUUUUUACGAUAACCCUAAUUAUUCUGCUACUUCUCCGGGCCCGACCUUUGAGCUCCAGUUCGACGGCAACUAUUGGACCACGGUUGUCACCAAACCCUAUGACAUCGUUUCUCAUGAGGCCAUCUAUGUUGCCAAGGCAAAUACAACGAGCAUAUGCGUUGCUCAAACUAAAGAUAAUCAGCUGCCCUUCAUAUCCGCACUCGAAUUGCGGAGCUUGGAUUUCAAAAUGUACAGCCAUGUUGAUUCCAAUUACGCUCUGCUAUUGGCAAAUAGGCAUACUGAUGGUACAAACCAAACUGUUAGGUAUCCAGAUGAUGCAUAUGAUCGAAUUUGGGUUCCGGCAAAUGGUUUUAUAGUUACUGAGAAUGUGAAAGGGGAAGCAAGGAGCAUUGAUACUAGUAGUGCACAAGAUAAUCCUCCAGAAGCUGUGUUGCAAAAUGCAGUGGAAACCAUAGGCACUCUUUGGUCCUUGGUUCUGGACACCAGCGGACUUCCACAAUCACAAGAUCAAAAAGUGCGCAUCUACAUGACCACCUACUUCUCUGAAGUCAUUCGGCCGCUCAAUUCAUCCACUGGCAAAAGAUCCUUACAAGUAUUGGUAGACGGCAACCCGUAUUCGGGCACCAUCGUCCCUCCUUUUGGAAGCGUAUCCACUGUCUACAUUACCAACAUCACAGCUUAUUCCGACACUAAUUUCACUAUUGAGUCAACUUUUCAAUCCAAGCUUCCUCCUCUCAUCAAUGCCUAUGAACUCUAUACUAUCACUGGCCCUCUAACCCAAGCAACAACCAGCACUAAAGAUGUGGAAGGGCUAGCAGCACUGCAGAGAGAGUUUGAGAUACUGCAGAAAUGGAGUGGCGAUCCCUGUCUUCCAUCAUCCUUUGCAUGGGAAUGGGUUGAAUGCACUAAUACUACUAUUCAUGCCACUCCUCGUGUAACCUCACUGAAACUCAGUGGCUUCGGCCUGUUUGGCCCGCUUCCAGACUUUAGUUCCAUGGAUGGGCUGCAAAAGAUUGAUUUUCACAAUAACAGCUUGGAUGGACCUAUUCCUGAUUUCCUUGGCUCCUUGCCUAAUCUAAAUCUACUGUGA
Molecule: messenger RNA, 1446 nt
Organism: Prunus armeniaca (apricot)
Lineage: Eukaryota; Viridiplantae; Streptophyta; Magnoliopsida; Rosales; Rosaceae
Source: the annotation of a GenBank genome assembly